Papaver somniferum (opium poppy) is the source of this 525-nucleotide messenger RNA. RefSeq lists its product as uncharacterized. The record is from RefSeq and is a predicted model, not a curated record. Bases 1 to 525 code for a protein of 174 amino acids. NCBI's taxonomy places the organism in Eukaryota, Viridiplantae, Streptophyta, Magnoliopsida, Ranunculales, Papaveraceae. The transcript has a single exon.
AUGCCCUUUGGCUUGACUAAUGCUCCUGCAAGUUUUCAAGCCUUGAUGAAUGAUGUCUUCCAGCCUUAUUUGAGGAAAUGUAUCUUGGUGUUUUUUGAUGACAUAUUGAUAUACAGUCCAGAUGAGGAAACACACAUUCAACACCUGAAUCUCACACUAGAUCUCUUGCAGCAACACUCCUUGUUUGCUAAAGAGAGUAAAUGCUCUUUUGGGCAGAAACAGGUAGAAUACCUAGGUCGCAUCAUCUCUGGAGAAGGAGUAUUAGCUGAUACUUCCAAGGUUGAGUGUAUGCAAAGAUGGACAACUCCUACAACACUGAAGGACUUGAGGGGUUUCAUAGGACUCACUGGAUAUUUUAGGAAGUUUUUUCAAAAUUAUGGACUGCUCUGCAAACCAUUGACUGAUUUGCUGAAGAAGAAUAACUUCCAAUGGUCUGCCACAGCACAAUCAACAUUUGAUCUUCUCAAAAAGGACAUGGCAACUACACUAGUUUUGGCACUUCCUGACUUCAACAAACCCUUUUAA